Molecule: messenger RNA, 2116 nt
Organism: Trichogramma pretiosum
Lineage: Eukaryota; Metazoa; Arthropoda; Insecta; Hymenoptera; Trichogrammatidae
Gene: Pect
Product: ethanolamine-phosphate cytidylyltransferase
Exons: 2
Coding region: 360-1454 (364 amino acids)
Biological process (GO): phosphatidylethanolamine biosynthetic process
Cellular component (GO): cytoplasm
Molecular function (GO): ethanolamine-phosphate cytidylyltransferase activity
Source: RefSeq, a predicted model, not a curated record
GGCCCUCGCGGCAGCGCGAAAAGAUCAAAUUCCGACUAUAAUAGCCAUCACGGGUUGAUGGCGUGAUGUCAUUCAGAUUACUAAUGUACCUAUAUAUACGUGUACGGUAAUCGCUGUCGUGGAAACGCAUAGUUUGUAGUGUGUGCGCCUCUAUUUCGUACUCGGUACACGUAUAUAUGUGCAUAUAUAUGAGUUACAUUUAAUGAGUCUUGACAGAACGUCAAUUCGAAUGACUACCGCACGAGUUUGUCAGGGUCACAGAUUAUCACCUUCAUGGUAUAGGUACACAACUUGACUGUAUGAUAACUCAAGAUCUUAAAAUUCACUCAAAUUCCUGUGCUAGUUGAUACUUAUUCAAUAUGUCUGAACAACAGAAAGAAAUAAGAGUUUGGUGUGAUGGCUGCUAUGACAUGGUACAUUUUGGCCAUGCUAAUUCAUUGCGCCAAGCGAAAGCCUUAGGUGAUCACCUAGUAGUAGGAGUUCACACUGAUGAAGAAAUUACAAAGCAUAAAGGGCCACCUGUUUUCACUCAAGAGGAAAGAUACAAAAUGGUUCGUGGAAUUAAAUGGGUAGAUGAAGUUGUUGAGGGUGCUCCUUAUGUUACCACUUUAGAAACUCUAGAUAAAUAUGAUUGUGAUUUUUGUGUUCAUGGCGAUGAUAUUACCAUGACAGCAGAUGGUGUUGAUACCUAUCAUCUUGUAAAAGCAGCUAAUCGUUACAAAGAAGUAAAGCGCACAGCUGGGGUGUCAACAACAGAUUUAGUAGGCAGAAUGUUAUUAAUGACAAGACAACAUUUUAAACAAGGAGACAGUGAGUAUAGUAUGGAUAAAGAACCAAGUACAAGUAUGGGACAAGAUAGGCAAGCACGAAGUCCAUGGACGGGGUGUUCUCAAUUUUUACCAACUACUCAAAAAAUCAUUCAAUUUAGUGAUGGAAAAAGUCCUCAGUUGGGUGAUAAAAUAGUUUAUGUAGCUGGUGCCUUUGAUCUGUUCCAUGUGGGUCACUUAGAUUUUUUGGAAGUUGCUAAAAAAGAAGGCGACUAUUUGAUUGUUGGAUUGCAUACGGAUCCAGCAAUCAAUCGAUAUAAGUGCGGAAACUAUCCGAUAAUGAAUUUACAUGAACGAGUUCUUAGUGUAUUAGCUUGUAAAUAUGUAAAUGAAGUUGUGAUAGGGGCUCCUUAUGAAGUUACUAAAGAUCUAAUGGAACAUUUCAAUGUAUCCGUUGUGUGUCAUGGGCAAACUUCAAUAAUGCCAUGUGAAGAUGGUUCAGAUCCUUAUGAAAUACCAAAGCAAAUGAAUAAAUUCAAAUCAUUAGAUAGUGGUAAUGAUAUGACAACUGAAAAAAUUGUUGAAAGAAUAAUACGUCACAGGUUAGACUAUGAAAAUCGGAAUCUAGAGAAAGAAAAGAAAGAAUUUGCUGUAUAUCAAGCAUUUAUAAAACAAAAAAAAGUUUAAAGAGUUCUAGAAGUUAUAAUUAUGAUUGUAAUGAUUAUUGUUCCGUUUUCUAUUUCAUAGAGACAAAGAAAUCAUUGUAUGCAAUAAUAGGAUUUGCGUUAAUAAUAUCUCAUUAAUGAAAGAUAAUAUUAUUUUUGUUGUUUUACUUUUUAUGGUGUGAUAGUACAUUCAAAAUGGUAUGAGAUAUUCAUAGUUUGUACAGUAUCUGCAGCACUUGUAUUGUUAUGUAAAUUAUGUAGUAUGGUUUAUUUUAAACUUUCUAAACUGCAAUGAAAUCCUAUAUUCAUAAUGUUUGAUAAUAGAUGUUAUUGUAUGAGUAUAUGCAUGAGUUUAGAAUAAUAAGUGAUGAUUUUAUUUCUAAAAAUUAUCUAUUUUUUAUAACAUGUAUAAAACUUUAUUGACAAAAAUGUAAGUCAAAAUAAAAAUUAGGCAAAAUAAACUUCAGUAAACAUUGGAAAAAUAUAUUUAUACUAUCAAUGACAUACUGCAAAAUGAAUUUUUGUCAUUUUUGUAUAUUAGGUUCAUGAUUUGCUACUUUAUCGAAAUCUACUGAAGCAAUAAUUUUACACACAAAUGAAUGUAUAACGUAUAACAAUUUUGUACACUUUACUAAAAUAUAAGACACAAACAAAUACAUAAAUAAAAUUAAUCAUAAAAACAAA